AUGUACUUUGCGUCGCCGUCAUUACCUGUACACCAAGUGCCUCCGAAGUCUGCGCGUCGGAAUGCUUCCAAAAGUGCGCCCUCGUCCGCAAAUGUGUCCCCUCUUGCGUCGCCGCCGCCGCCGCCCACUCCAUCUGGCUCGGGUCGACACGAUGCCGGCGCCUUGCUGAAUCUGCUGGAGCCGGCCAUCGACGGACCGCCCUCGCCCGAGAGCAUCCGUGCCUUCAAGAGGCAGAUGAAGCGGACAUCAGUCUUGGACAAGCACCAGAGCCAUCAGACCAGCUCCUCAGGAUCGGCCUCUCUACGAUCUCUGACCUCGGUCGACCGCCCAUCAUGGGAGCAAGCGUUCGACGGCAUCUCACUCUCGAGAAAGUCAUCUGGUCGCUCAACCAGCAGCAGCAUGCAGCAGCAUCGGGACCGCCCAGAGAGUGUCCAGAUCUUCGGCAAGACCAUUUUCAACCGCAGAGGCAGGCUUAGACGUGAAAGCAGUGCCCCGAACUCGUCCGGAAGCUCGCUUCACUCGAACGAGGUUGCUGCAGAGACGACUAGUUCAACCUCAGCCAAGGAUGCCUUUAUGCCGUCGAUCUUCGGAAGGCGACGAGCAGGUAAGCCGGAGGCCGUGGCUGAGGAGUCGGAUACCAAGAGGAAGUUCACGAUAUCAGGGCCGUACAACUUUCAGCACCUGACCAACAACGACCCAGACACCCCUGACGAGUCGCAGUUUUCCGACUUCUCGUCCGAGGCGCUUCCGCUUGGUGACACAGGUCUCGUCGCUGAAGCCCAUGCUCGACCUCCGACGCUGCGAUCGCCACCGCUCCCUCCCAGCGGCUUCCUCCCGCGCACGAGGUCACAGGAACAGGUGCGAGUAGCCCCGCCGCGCCCGCCGCGGUCACCGAUGAACCCAACCUUUAAUGCCAGUGCGGCACCUGUACCACCACCUCGGAUCUCGAGUCGGGUCUCGAUGCGGUACGACGGUUUCGACCCGCUGGAGAGCACAUCACUCGAGCGCCCUCUGACGAGCGGCAGCGUCUUCCGUAGGCCCCAGCCACUCACCAUCUCUGAGGACGACACGUCACGCCAGCCCUACCAUUCGCACUCGUACUCACACUCGGUGGCGACGACCCCCACCGCGGAGAAGCGCUACUCCCAGAUAUUCAACAGCGUCCCGGACGAGAGCAACUGGCCCCUGAGCUGCCCCCUCACAUGCCCCUCGACGUCGACAUUCGAGGCCGCUCUACCAGAUGUGCCGGAAGAGGACGAACAACAACAGUUCCACUUUGGACACCGCUCGCGCAUCAGCAACGCCAGCAACGCGUCUUCUCUGCGCGGGAGCCAAUCCGUCCCCCUAUUGCGCCAAUUCGCGCAGGCCCAGUCCUCGAGCUCGCAACGGCCGUCCAGCGGCGGAUCUGACACACUGGGCCGCUUCGAUCUGCUCGCGGCCCAGCGGGCUCUGCGUGCGUCGUGCGACGAGGGCAGCGCCUCGACGCCGGAUCCCUUGGCGCGAGAGAGCUGGGAGGAUGACAUCGACUACUGCUACGACCAUGAGGCCGAGGCCGACUGCGACUACGCGUGGGACAGACCUUCACUGGACAUCCGCCGCGACGAAGCAAACAGCACGCCUGUGGAUUUCUCCAGGAUGAUCAGCCACGCGAGGAAUCCAUCAUUCGGACGGCUCAAGCCUCCUGCGCAGGGCGACGUCCCUGCCCUGAGCCCUGUGAGUCAAGCAUCCGUGACGUCGGCCCAGGAAGCCAUCACUCCGGGCACCAUUGCGCCUGCAAACUUCUCGCUGCCGAGGUCAGACGGCCGGCAGUCGCAGCGGUUCCUCAAGGUUCGACCUGUUUCCCAGGCCUCGAGCUUCAAAGAGUCGCAUGGCUUCACUCUGUCGCCCUCUCUCCUUAUCCCAGGUAGCGACUACCAUCGCGAGAUGCUCGCCCACGAAGCCGAUGAGCUUUCUGGCAACCACGAGUUUCCUCCAUACAAGGAACCCACGCUGACGAUGGAGACGUCGACUCUGCUGGUGCAGUCGCGAACAAGCGCCUCGACCACAGCCAGCGUUUCCGAGCGGUCCAGCUCGGAGCGCCAUAUCUCGACGGCCUCUGCCUCGACGGCCAUGACCCAGCUGACGGCGAGCACCUCGUCGCUGAGCAUGGAGGAACUGGUCGUAAAGGCGGAGGCAAUCGGUGUAGUCGAGGCGCAACCCCCCGCAGCUCUUCCCGGCCGCGGACGCGGCAAGUCGCUAUCGCACAUCCGCACCAUGCCCGAGGUGGACGGCCCCGAGAGCCCCGUCCUGAUGAUGCACGACACUAGCCAGGGCAUGUUCAGCCGGCGAUCCAAGGACGAUGGCGCGGCGGCUAAGCUUGUCAAGAAGAAGAGUUCGGGGCACUUUCGCCGCCAGCGAGCGAAGACCACGAGCCUGAGCACUCCGCCUCCGCCGAUUCAGUAUUCGCCGUUCCCCGCCGUCAACAUGACGACUAGUCGCAUCUAA
This is a messenger RNA of Thyridium curvatum, 2484 nucleotides long. RefSeq lists its product as uncharacterized. The coding region runs from base 1 to 2484 and encodes 827 amino acids. NCBI's taxonomy places the organism in Eukaryota, Fungi, Ascomycota, Sordariomycetes, Thyridiales, Thyridiaceae. The transcript has a single exon. The record is from RefSeq and is a predicted model, not a curated record.